Messenger RNA from Nerophis lumbriciformis (worm pipefish), 1499 nucleotides. It is a transcript of the gene mal2, whose product is annotated as mal, T cell differentiation protein 2. Lineage: Eukaryota; Metazoa; Chordata; Actinopteri; Syngnathiformes; Syngnathidae. Gene Ontology annotation, cellular component: membrane. Gene Ontology annotation, biological process: myelination. Gene Ontology annotation, molecular function: structural constituent of myelin sheath. The record is from RefSeq and is a predicted model, not a curated record.
UUUUGCCAUUGUUAAUUGGCUUUACAACGGGUCAGAGCCAGAGGGGAGGACGAGUAAACAGCGGCGAGAGAGAGCGAGUGAGAGGCGGAAGGAGAGAUGUCGGAUCCGGCUACGAAUCCCGCUACGAAUCCCGCUGCCACCUCCUUCCCGGCGCCCACCCUUUCGCUACCACUGGGACUGGAAGUGUUGAGGACUUACUCUGGAGCGCUUGUCCUCUUAGAAAUAUUAUUUGGUGGUUUAGUAUGGAUCCUGGUGGCUUCCUCCAAUGUUCCCGUUCCUUUGCUGCAAGGCUGGGUCAUGUGUGUGUCUGUCAUUGCCUUCUUCCUCUCCUCCGCCUACCUCACCUUACUCAUCACCGGCCUGGCAGACCGCAUCAAUACUGAUUGGAACUUUUUGGAUGUCUUCUACCAUUUCAUAGCUCUGCUUUUCUACUUUUCCGCCUUCGUGCUGGAAGCGGCGGUGACAGCAGCCAACGGGGGAGCCAUCAUCGCACCGCUGCCAAACAGCACCACAGCUGUGAUGUGUAUACACUACCCUAAAGGAAAUGUAUUCACGGUGCUCACUGGUAACCAGUACAGCAUUAAUGUAGUAGCCACGAUAUUUGCGUUUGUGGUGACGCUGUGCUACGGCUGCAGUUUGGUGAUGGGCUUCAAGCGGUGGAGGAUCUAACCUGCAACACCACGACUUCAUCCACAACACUGUAUUGUAUUGUUACAAACUUGUGUCAAAAUUGUGUGUGUCUUUUAGAUUUUUGAAAAUUGAUACUGUAUUUCCACUAGCAAUGACCAACAUUUUUUUAGGUCAUUGAAAGUGUACUGUAAUACACUUUCAAUGAAGGAUUUUACUGACGCUUAGGAAACAGUUUUUUUAAUUCACAUCAACACUGCGGCUUCCUUUUUUUCUGUGUCACAUCCUCAUUGAAGGAAAUAUUUCCCAUCAAACAAAACCACAAAACACCAGCCGUGCUGUUUUUGUGUCAUGCAUAACCGAGAAUAUGGUUGCACAAUUUCAUGAAAAAAACCUUGAACACGCAGUGGUGGAUUGAUGCAAAGGGGAUCGAAAGUAAUUUCACGUGAAACUUUUAUGAAUGAUAAAUAGAGUUCAUUUGGUAUCACUUCUUGUCCCUAACACAACAUCAACUGUUGAUUUAAUCUGAUAAGAUUACUGUGUGAUUCAUGAUUAAUGUGCAGGAUUACACACUAAGUACUCACAUAAGAAAAUGAUGCUUUAAUGGGAUAGCAUACACUGUUAUAGUAUUACGAUAGUUAGGUGACUUUGUUGAUGCUUGAAUACAUUGCCACACAAUAAUACGAUCACUUGUUUGCCAAACUGAUGUUUUAGUAGUUCACUGACACUGUUUAUAAUAGGAUGUUAAAUUAUUAAUCAUUUGAAAUGCAUUUAGGAUGUAUGAUUGAUUGUCAGGUGUGCAUGUGUUAACAUUGUGGUGCCUUUUUAAUGUACAGAAAUAAAUGUUUAAUAAAAGAUGUCAUCUCCAUGAA